CACUCAUCCGCGCACACACACACACACACACACACUCGUCCGCGCGCGCGCAGCUGCAGAAGAGAUGAAGCAUCCUUCACUAUACACACUCAUCCUGCUCGCUGUGAUCCUCCACUACGGCUCAUCUUCAGGCAGUGAUGGAGUGUGUACACCCCUGUUUGUGACUGUUGAGGCAACAGCCAUCAUCAGGUGUCCUGUCACAAAGAACGAUCAGGAUGGAGUUUAUCUCUACAGACAAGUAGCUGAGAACAUGGAAAAGCAGACGGUGACGUACUAUUACCAGGAAGGAACUCUUACACCUGAGGAGCCAUUCAAGGGCCGAGUGGAGACAAAUAAUAACUUCGGAAAUUUCUCAGUGUUCCUCAAGAACGUGAGCAAGCAUGACGGUGGAGUUUACUGGUGCCACUUUAACAAAGGGGAUAUUAUGACCGAUAGUGACACGAAAAUUUGUCUGUUAGUGCAGUCUGGAACCAUAGUGGUCUACAAAGAGGAAAGUAAACUGAUCUUCUGGGCUGUGAUUGGUGGACUGUCAUUCUUCAUUCUGUUCCUGCUGAUUAUACUGGUAAAGCUGUGUCAUGAUCGUGGAAAUUACACAACAAAGCAGCAGCCCUCUAAUGGUGUGUAUGAGGUCAUGCGUGGGAACACUGGGAAGGCGCUCAUUAACCCGGCGUAUGAGUCCGGUCGGAGAUGAACGCAGUCCGAUUUACUAUGAAGGAUGUAAGGUUUCGAAAUUUCAGCCUUUUUAUUCAGACUUCAGUUUUAUUAUCCACACAAAUUUGCACAAAGUGUUACACCGCACUGACCCCCGUGUGUAUUAUUGUGUAAAGGCAACACAUAGUUAGCAUAUUAGCAGUUGAUAUUAGCAGUUGAUACUGAGGGAAAUGACAGUGUAAUUCUAUUCAGGUGAAGUCUUUUUGUAGUGAAUUACAGACACAUCUGAGGUAAAUGUUGAUGUUCUGGAAGGUUCUGUCUCAUAUAAACUCUCACUGUGUAUUUACACGAUCUAUUAAAACAUACUAUACUUUAGCGAAUGCAUAAUUUUAGCCAUUGAGUGUAUAUUCUUAGCAGUUUAUCAACAAAUCUGAGGUAACUGUUGAUGUCCUGGAUAAUUUUCACUCUCCCCAUGUCUAUACACUGUGUAAAAAAUACUUUUAGUCAUGUAUUGUCUUCUUUUUAAGCUGUUUAUCAACACAUCUGAGGUAAAUGUUGAUGUUCUGGAAGGUUCAUUUCCCUCUGUCUUUACACUAUCUAUGAGCUGAUGUAACCUCAGUCAGUGCCAGGUCUCUGUUGUGGCAUGUAUCUUGUAGUUUCCUGGUAACAGUGUUUUGAAACUAUGUCAUGACAUACUAAGUGUCAUGACAUUAAAAAUAUUUUUCUACCUGCACUGGCCUUUUGGGCACUUUCUGACCCAGGAAUAUAUCAAUAAAUCGAAUUAAUAUGUAAAAUUUAUGUUUAUAAAUCAAGAUAACAGAAAUCAUUCUACAGGAAAUGUCUUUCUGUGUUUUAUAAAAUGUUUUUAAAAGAUUUUUUUAUUAAUAAAAACAUAUUUUUAAUUGUUA
Hemibagrus wyckioides is the source of this 1559-nucleotide messenger RNA. RefSeq lists its product as uncharacterized. Gene Ontology annotation, cellular component: membrane. NCBI's taxonomy places the organism in Eukaryota, Metazoa, Chordata, Actinopteri, Siluriformes, Bagridae. Gene Ontology annotation, biological process: adaptive immune response. The record is from RefSeq and is a predicted model, not a curated record. The transcript is spliced from 6 exons. Bases 65 to 691 code for a protein of 208 amino acids. Gene Ontology annotation, molecular function: signaling receptor activity.